This is a messenger RNA of Onthophagus taurus, 948 nucleotides long. Lineage: Eukaryota; Metazoa; Arthropoda; Insecta; Coleoptera; Scarabaeidae. The record is from RefSeq and is a predicted model, not a curated record.
AUCAAUAAAAAUAGACUUAAUAAAAUUUUUUUAAUUAAAUUUUAGUUAACAGACGUAGUUUUAUUAGUUGGUGUGGAAAUUUUUACAGCCCAUAGGGUCGUUUUAGCUUCGAUAAGUCCAUAUUUUUUUGCCAUGUUCAACGGCGAAAUGAAAGAACAUGAAACAAACGAGAUCAUUUUACACGAAAUCGAUGCGACAGCCGUCCAAUUACUCAUCGAUUACGCUUACACCGGUCAAAUUACGAUCACCGCCGAUAACGUCCAAGUUCUUUUACCGGCGAGCUCUUUACUUCAAAUGGAAGAAGUUAGAGAAGCGUGUUGUCGGUUUUUAAUGAAACAACUUCACCCAACUAAUUGUUUGGGGAUACGAAGUUUCGCCGAUACGCAUUCUUGCAAAGAGUUGCAUAUAAAAUCGCAUUUUUUUGCGUUACAAAAUUUCCAAGAAGUUGUUAACACCGAAGAAUUCUUGUUAUUACCGUUUAAUGAGGUUGAGGAGUUAAUCUCGAAUAGCCAAUUAAACAUUUCUUCGGAGGAAGAUGUUUUUACGGCCGUUUUAAAUUGGGUUAAACAUGAUUUAACGAAGCGAAACGAAUUUAUUUCGAAGUUGAUGCAACAUGUUCGACUUCCGUUGGUUAAUAGAGAAUUUUUGAUGACUCGGGUUGAUAACGAAAGAUUGGUGCGGGAAAACGGAGCUUGCCGAGAACUUCUUCUUGAGGCGAUGAGGUACCAUUUAGCCCCUGAACGAAGAUGCGCCCUAACAACACCCAGAACGUUAGAAAGAAAACCAAAAGGGACUCAACCUUACCUUUUCGCAAUCGGUGGGGGUUCUUUAUUUGCAAUUCACCCCGAAUGCGAAAUUUAUAACCCAAAAAAAGAUUCUUACACUAAAUCCGCAUGUAAAUUAAUUUUAUCAAUAUACAGGUGUCCCGUAUCUUCCGUAUCAUUCUGA